Trypanosoma rangeli is the source of this 2409-nucleotide messenger RNA. RefSeq lists its product as uncharacterized. Lineage: Eukaryota; Euglenozoa; Kinetoplastea; Trypanosomatida; Trypanosomatidae. Bases 1 to 2409 code for a protein of 802 amino acids. The transcript has a single exon. The record is from RefSeq and is a predicted model, not a curated record.
AUGCGUCGCUGUUUAUGCAUCUCGCUUUCCCUCUUCACAGAGGCGCGCGCUUCCAACAGGGGACUGCAGGCUGCGCCGCAACCGCUGACCCAUCAGAACCAUCAAGGGCGGGUGACACGUUUCACGCCCAUGCGUUGGCAGUCGUCGUCUACAUUGCAAGGGCCGAACGGGUAUAGUAGUGCGCAGCAGGAAGGGAGAAAAAACAUGGAAUUACCCUCUCCACUGCAGCAGGCGCUGGGCUCUGUGGGGGAUGAAGGCUUUACAAACCUCUUCAACUCGCGACCAGUUGCGGAGCGGGCGGCGGCGAUGUUUAUUGCGCAACGAUACCCCUCGGAAGGUGCUACGCUGAAGGUAUUUUUGGAGCAGCUGCCAAAACUGAGCCGUGAUGACAUGUUUAAGCGUGGGCUGCCGGCCGAGGAGUGGGUGCGAGCAUCUACGCUGAUGCAGCUUGAGGAGGAUGCCUCUGGCAUGUGCCGCGUGAAACUCGCGGCAGACGCAAAGUUUUUUCUUGCAGGAACUUCAGUUGACGAGGUGGCCGAGGAAAGAGAAGACCCGUCACCCGUGGCAGUGGACCAGGAAGAUGUGAAUCUCACGGAACAAGUGCUGCGUUGUUUGCGCCAGCGUGUCCUCGGCGUAAGAGAUGAGGCUAGCAGCCCAAACUAUAAGGCCCUUAACGAGACCUACUCCUCGUUUAUUCGGGAGGCUUCCUCUUGCAACUCCCUGCGGAGUUUUGUGAGCACCCUCAAGUUCGGGGAUUUUCUUGCUAUUUUGACUUCUCCGCGUGGGCGGGAGGAUUUUUGGUUGUUGAAUGAGAAGUAUAUCUGCACCCGACUUUCUGGAGAGGCGCAACCGCCACGGUUUGUCUCACCACAGCCGCAGACGAUGGUGGCGCAUGCCCUAAAUGCAUAUGGCGGUUGGGGUGCGGCAUCCAACGUGCCAACGCGACAGGAUGUGUACGAGAUUCUAAAGUACGUGCCCGUUUCCUGGGGAAAUUUUGGCAACCUCAACAUACCAGCUCCGGUGAAGAAAAAACACAUUCGUAUUGCCUCAGCCUUGCAGUGGUUUCGGCGUCAGCCUUUUUAUUUUGAGCUGCGCAACCUUGCGGGGACCACAGAAAUUCGUCGCAGCAUUUUGCUUCACCCGGAGGCUCACGGGUUGACUCCUGAGGAGGCCCAUGAGCGUCUACAGUUGAAGAUUGCAAAGGGUGAGGCAAACAGUCUGGCGCCUGUAAACGCCGAAGGGGAGGUGUUAGCAGCUACGGAAGCCUCACAACAUACAAAUAUACUUGUAAAAUUUAUUGCGCGUGUUUGCCCAGGCUACUUUGUCCCCAUUUCGCUGCUCAUGCAACGUUACACCAAAAAGAAUUUGACCCCAGGUGAAUUACUCGCCUGCGCCAAGGGAAACCCCGAUCAAUUUGAAGUCAUUCAUCUCAAGUACGCAGACAAUCUUCUUCUGCGGAAACGCGUUGGUGCGGACAGCGUGCGGUGGAAGUACGGUUUUGUGGAGGAUUUGGAACGACACCCAGAGGACGUGAGGGGGCUCAUUAUUCUCAUGGGGCGCGUUUGCUCCACGUGGGAUCGACCCCACUACGUGUAUGUGCGUCUAACAGAGGAGGAAAAGGUGCUCGUGGGUGGAUUUGAGGGCAUGAUGAGCAUUCUGCAACGUCACCCGAUGGUGUUCAGGGUUGGGGAAAACUUUAUUUCCCGUGUUGAUCUUUCCGACCCCCUUUCUUUGCGUGAAUCCGAGCCUUCUCCGGAUGACAUGGCGUCCCGCGUUGCAAUUCGUGAAGAAAACCCUUACCAAACCCCACGUGACUUGGCGGUGGUGUUCCAUUACGUGGCCCCGGAAGAUGAACCUUGCACCGCAGGCUUCUUUUUGCACUGCGCCAGCCCGGCGAUGCGGGCCGUUUUGCCGCCGCGAAUCGUUACCCUGCUGCAGCUUUUUCCAGACCUCUUUGUGUGUAAGGAAACCUCCCCAGGCGUCUUUUUGAUGCGCAAAGCGAAGAAGCGGGCCCACCGUGUGGCGGGCGUUUUUGCCAAAGAUCCUGCUCAAGAAGGAAGGGGGGGCGCCGCCGCGGGCGCGCCCGCCCCGCUGGGGCGGCAGCAGAUCCCGAAGGAAACUUCGGGGGCAGAUGGCGAAGCAUUGGGCAUGGAGGAGGCAUUUGAAGAAAAUGAGUCCCUCUCUCGCGAGGAAGCGGUGCAGGCGGUGAGGGCGCUGGUGCCGCCCGGGGGGGUAGAGGCCUCCCGGCUGCUACUCUGGGCCUCCCUUGCCGUUCAACAGGCCGCGAACCAACACUACGGCGGGGUUUUGAAACUUGUGGAGGCCAACCGCGCCCACUUCCGCGUGCAGGAGGGUUCCGAAUCGAAAACGAUUUACCCGGCAAGGGAGGGCGGGGCGGAUGCGCGCUGA